Messenger RNA from Drosophila takahashii, 1670 nucleotides. RefSeq names its product phenylalanine--tRNA ligase alpha subunit (gene alpha-PheRS). Gene Ontology annotation, cellular component: cytosol; phenylalanine-tRNA ligase complex; cytoplasm. NCBI's taxonomy places the organism in Eukaryota, Metazoa, Arthropoda, Insecta, Diptera, Drosophilidae. The record is from RefSeq and is a predicted model, not a curated record. Gene Ontology annotation, biological process: phenylalanyl-tRNA aminoacylation. Gene Ontology annotation, molecular function: ATP binding; phenylalanine-tRNA ligase activity; tRNA binding.
GGUUGCGUUGUGGCAACACACGAGAUUCAGAUUCCGGAAUUGAAUUUACCAUUUUGCCCGUGAAUUAAACCCACAGCGAUGCAUCCCGAUCUCACGGAGCGCAUUCUCCAGCAGCUGGAGACCGCCGACAAGGUGGACACCCUGGACCUGGCCGCUCAGUUCGGCGAGGACCACCAGAAGAUCGUGGGCGCCUUGAAGAGCAUUCAGGCGCAUGGCGAUUUGGUCACCGCGGAAACGGCCACCCACAAGAGCCUGGGCCUCACGGACGAGGGUCGCGCCGUCGUGGAGCACGGCAGUCAUGAGGCACUGGUCUACGCCGCCAUUCCCGCGGAGGGCAUAGCCCAGGCUGCCCUGAUGGCCGCCGGCGGAGCAAACGCCAAGGUGGGCUUCAGCAAGGCCAUGUCCCACGGCUGGAUACUGGUGGACAAGAGCGUCAGUCCGCCGCUGGUGCGGCGCAAGGUGGAUGCCAUCACGGAUGUGGUGCGCCAGCAGCUGCAGCAGGUGGCCGAGGGCAGGGGCGACCAGUUGCCCGCCAAGGAGGUGGGCGACUUCAAGAAGCGCAAGCUCCUCCAGGAGACGACCACCAAGAGUUUUGUCCUCUCACGCGGCCCCGAGUUCGCCACCACUCUGACCAAACUGGAGACCGAUCUCACCGUGGAAAUGCUCGCCAGCGGCCUGUGGGAUCAGCUCAAGUUCAAGGCCUACAAUUUCGAUGCCUUGGGUGCGCCGCCAACGCGCGGACAUCUGCAUCCGCUGCUCAAGGUGCGCACCGAGUUCCGGCAGAUAUUCCUCGAGAUGGGCUUCUCCGAGAUGCCCACCAACAACUACGUGGAGUCGUCGUUCUGGAACUUCGAUGCGCUCUAUCAGCCGCAACAGCAUCCCGCUCGCGAUGCCCACGACACGUUCUUCGUCAAUCAUCCGGCCAGGAGCCACAAGUUCCCGCAGGACUAUCUGGAGCGGGUGAAGAAGGUCCACUCGGUGGGCGGCUACGGGUCGAAGGGCUACGGCUACGACUGGAAGCUGGAGGAGGCGCAGAAGAAUCUGCUGCGCACUCACACGACAGCCGUGAGCGCCAGGAUGCUGUACAAGCUGGCCAACCAGGAGGGCGGCUUCAAGGCGGCCAAGUACUUUAGCAUCGACAAGGUGUUCCGCAACGAAACGCUGGACGCCACCCAUCUGGCGGAGUUCCAUCAGGUGGAGGGUGUGAUCGCUGACGUUGGCCUGACGCUGGGCGAUCUCAUUGGCACGCUGUACGAGUUCUUCCGCAAGCUGGGCAUCACGCAGCUGGAGUUUAAGCCCGCCUACAAUCCGUACACGGAGCCCAGCAUGGAGAUCUUCUGCUAUCACCCCGGCCUGGCCCGGUGGAUCGAGGUGGGCAACUCGGGCGUCUUCCGGCCGGAGAUGCUGCUGCCCAUGGGCCUGCCGGAGAACGUGAACGUCAUCGCCUGGGGCCUGUCGCUGGAGCGGCCCACCAUGAUCAAGUACGGCAUUAAUAACAUCCGGGAUUUGGUCGGACCCAAGGUCGAUCUGAAGAUGGUGGAGGAGGGCCCAAUCUGCCGGCUGGACCACGCUUAAAGCCGCCACAGCCCCAGGAUCUGCGAUCAAAUUGCAUUUUUUUCACAACACGAAUGUUCCAAAAAAUAUUUAUAAAUACAAUUUCCACCACAGAA